Molecule: messenger RNA, 4211 nt
Organism: Cyprinodon tularosa
Lineage: Eukaryota; Metazoa; Chordata; Actinopteri; Cyprinodontiformes; Cyprinodontidae
Product: bromodomain-containing protein 3-like
Exons: 12
Coding region: 222-2252 (676 amino acids)
Biological process (GO): chromatin remodeling; regulation of DNA-templated transcription
Cellular component (GO): nucleus; chromatin
Source: RefSeq, a predicted model, not a curated record
GAUCCCCGCUGGCCCCAACCCGGGGCACCAGAGAACAAAGUCCUGCGAUGGGAGUUGGUCUCUACGGGGGAUCGUCUGAGCCGAAGCGUCUCCACCUGCAGCGCCUGAACUGAAAACACCUGAACCCCCGCCCCCCUCCCCCCUCAUUUGGGCUGCCACGUUUUCUCACCGCGUCAGACGCUGCAUUCCCACGGUGCAUUGCUGUGCCUCCAUCGUCCACCAUGUCGGACGCCCCUGAGGCUGCGCCCGCCAGCCCCCCUCCCAUCACCAACCCGCCCCCCCCAGAGGUGUCCAACCCCAACAAACCUGGCAGGAAGACCAACCAGCUCCAGUACAUGCAGAACGUGGUGGUGAAGACGCUGUGGAAGCAUCAGUUCGCCUGGCCCUUCUACCAGCCGGUGGACGCCAUUAAGCUCUGUCUGUGGGACUACCAUAAGGUCAUCAAGAACCCCAUGGACAUGGGGACCAUCAAGAAACGCCUGGAGAACAACUAUUACUGGAGCGCCAGUGAGGCCAUGCAGGACUUUAACACCAUGUUUACCAACUGUUACAUCUACAACAAGCCUACAGACGACAUCGUGCUCAUGGCCCAGGCCCUGGAGAAGAUCUUCCUACAGAAGGUGGCCCAAAUGCCGCAGGAGGAGGUUGCUCUGCUGCCGCCGGCGCCCAAAGGGAAGAACAAGAGCAAACAGCCGGCCGCCACCACAGUGAGUCAGCAGGCGGAGUCCUCGGCCUCCCCUCCUGCCUCCUACCCCUCCCCAUCGCAGACGCCCAUCAUCUCCACCACUCCCACGCCUGUGCCUGCCACGCCCCCUGUGCCGGCCCCGCAACCCCCGGCAACCAUGAUGCCGUCUGCGCAGCCUGUCGUCAAGCAGAAGAAAGGCGUGAAGAGGAAAGCUGACACCACCACUCCCACCACGUCGGCCAUCUCUGCAGGACGCGCAGACUCGCCGUCCCCUCAGGACCCCAAACCGGCCAAACUGGCCUCAUCGCGGCGGGAGGCCGCCGCCCGCCCUGCCAAGACCCGCCGUGAGACGGUAGAGGAGGUGGCAGGAGGCGACCCUGCUGUGGGAGGGGUGGGGGCGGGAGCCAGGAAGGGCGGGAAGCUGGGCGAGCAGAUGAAGCACUGCGACGCCAUCCUGAAGGAGAUGCUGUCCAAGAAGCACGCCGCCUACGCCUGGCCCUUCUACAAGCCUGUGGACGCCGAGGCGCUGGAGCUGCACGACUACCAUGACAUCAUCAAACACCCCAUGGACCUCAGCACGGUCCGGAAAAAAAUGGACAAAGGAGAGUACAGCGACCCGCAGAGCUUCGCCACCGAUGUCAGGUUAAUGUUCUCCAACUGUUACAAGUACAACCCCCCAGACCACGAGGUGGUGGCCAUGGCCCGCAAACUGCAGGACGUGUUCGAGAUGCGUUUCGCUAAGAUCCCCGAUGAGGGCCUGGAGGUCUCCGUCCCUUCCACCACCCCGGUGGUCAGUAAAAGCACCGCCUCCUCCGACAGCAGCAACAACUCCUCCUCCGACGAAUCCUCCGACUCCGAGGAGGAGCGUGCCACGCGACUGGCCGAGCUACAGGAGCAGGUUGGUGCUGCCGACCAAUCACAGCUGAAGGCUGUGCACGAGCAGCUGGCCGUCCUGUCGCAGGCGCCCGUCAGCAAGCCAAAGAAGAAGAAAGAGAAGAAAGACAAAGAAAAGAAGAAGGACAAGGACAAAGGCAACAAAGCCAAGAUAGAAGAAGAGAAGAAGCCUAAGGCCGCUGCCCAGCAACCCAAACCAGCCAAUCAGAAGAAAGCACCAGCCAGGAAAGCCAACAGCACCGUCACAGCCACCAGGCAACCGAAGAAAGCCAACAAGACAUCGGGAGGCGGAUCGGCCAAUGGAGACGACGGCGAGGAGUCGUCUCUGCCCAUGUCGUACGAUGAGAAGCGGCAGCUGAGCCUGGACAUCAACCGUCUGCCGGGGGAGAAGUUGGGCCGGGUCGUCCACAUCAUCCAGUCCAGAGAACCGUCGCUGAGAGACUCCAACCCCGACGAGAUCGAGAUCGACUUCGAGACGCUCAAACCCUCCACGCUGCGGGAGCUGGAGCGCUACGUCAAAUCCUGUCUGCAGAAGAAGCAGAGGAAGUUACUGCAAAAAGCAGCUGGAGGCGGAGCCUCAGGAGGCGGGGCCAGUCGUUUGAGUGGCAGCUCCUCCUCUUCCUCUGAUGAUAGCUCCUCGACAGGAACCUCCUCUUCCUCCGACACAGACUGAUAACAAAGCUGCGGUUCAGGCUGUGAUGGAGGCGACAGACAGGACUGCUCUGACCCCCCCCCCAACCCCCCACCCCACACACACACCAAUCCCCCCCUCCCCCCCUCGACAUGGAGACUGUAUGUAAAUAGGCUGACAUGUUUUUUUAGCUAGUGUUUCUGUUUCAUCAUGAAGAAAAACAGACAUUCUGAGGAAGAGGAGGAGUUAGAAACCAGACUCCCUCCUCUUCCUCAUGUCCGGCCGGCAGUGACCCCUGACCUUUGAGCUCCUAACACAUUCCAGAACCAUCCCCAGAGCUUCAUGAGAGGACGCCAGCCAAAUGGGCGGGGCUGAUGAUCCCAGCUGUGGCAUGAUGGGGAAAAGGAGGAGCUCGGUGUCAAGAUGCUGCAGAGGGGCGAUCUGAUUGGCUGUGUGAUGUCACAGCCAAGGUCCGAACCACGCAUCAGAAAUCCGGAGGGAUCGCCUCUCUGCAACACGUUCCUCUGAGGCUCUGCAGAACAGAACCAGGAUCCAGUUUGUCUCCUGCCCUCUGCCGGGCCUUCAACCAGAACCCACCCCUUUCUGUCAGUCUCGGGUCACUGUUGCCAUGGUAACCCAGGCGGCAGCGAGACGAACCGUUUUCCUAACACUACAUUUCCUUUUUGCUCCUGUUUAAGUUUUGGGGUCGUGUGCUGAACUCGUUUGUGUCUUAUAAAGUUCUGGAUAUAACGAUGUAUUUGUACCGCUGUCCUGUCUGAACUCUGACCCAGAGACAACCCACCCACACCUGAUGGUACCGACCGGUGCGGCCCAGUCCCUCCGUCUGAUGGUACCGACCGGUCCGGCCCAGUCCCUCCGUCUGAUGAUACCGACCGGUCCGGCCCGGUCCCUCCGUUCAGAGACUACAGCUAAAAGACUGUUGGUGUCGUGACCCGUUUGGUUUCCUCACAUUUGGGCUCCAGCCUGAUGAGGUUUUCAGAACCAGAAGAAAGCAGAGGCGGUGGUCUGGUACCAGCAUGACCCGAUGCUGGUUCUGGUGGCAGCAGCAGAUCUGACCAAACGGACCCUGCAAGCGUCUGAUCUGUGGACCUGAUCAUCAGAAUAAUAAACGGCGCCACCCGCUGGACCCAAACGGAAUGGAUCAGGAAUAUCUGAGCAGCCAAUGAGGAGAGAGGUGGGCGGAGCCCCGAGCAGCCAAUGAGGAGAGAGGUGGGCGGAGCCCCGAGCAGCCAAUGAGGAGAGAGCUGGGCGGAGCCCCGGGCAGCCAAUGAGGAGAGAGCUGGGCGGAGCCCCGAGCAGCCAAUGAGGAGAGAACAGGGCGGAGCCCCGGGCAGCCAAUGAGGAGAGAGCUGGGCGGAGCCCCGGGCAGCCAAUGAGGAGAGAGCUGGGCGGAGCCCUGGGUUUUGCCUUUCAGGCUGCAGCCUGUCCUGUCUCCAUUAGUGGCAGUUUCUGAUUGGCUGAGCCAGAACUCUGUUCCUCCCCCCUGUGGCGCCCCCUGGAGGUCAUCUGUGUGCAGUCAGUUCAGUUCAACUCUUCGGUUUAAAGUAUUUUUAUCUUUCAUUUUUACUUUUUUUAAAUAUUGAACCAAAGUUCACAGCCUUCCUGGGCCUGUGGGGUUGUCAUGGAGACGGCCCCCAGACGGCUCAGCAGUGGUCUCCCCCAGGUGUGACAGACGGCUCGUUGCCACAGUAACCCUCCCCUUUGGUUUUAGUUGAUGGUGGAGCUUUGAUGCUGAUAGUUAAUUUUUGUAUUUUAUAAGAAAAGGAAGAAGUGAUUUUCUGUAUCUGCAUGCACUCCGGCCGUUCGUUCUUCUCCAUGUUUGAGCUGUAUAGUAGCUGUACGUAGCUGUGGUAGGCGGAGCUCCAGCGCCGGCGACCAACCCGCCACCAUCAGGUGGAUUAUUUGAUGGAUUGACUCAAACAGGAUCCUUAUUUUCUGACUUUGUUUGUUUUCAUAAAUAAACACAUAAACUGACCCACA